Vicia faba (fava bean) is the source of this 4515-nucleotide messenger RNA. Lineage: Eukaryota; Viridiplantae; Streptophyta; Magnoliopsida; Fabales; Fabaceae. The record is from the annotation of a GenBank genome assembly.
AUGGCUAAAAGAGCAUUAUCAACCUCUUACUCUAACAAAAAACACGAUGUUUUUCUCAGUUUCAGAGGCGAGGACACUCGAAUCGGUUUCACAAGCCAUCUUUAUGAUGCUUUGAAUCACAAAUCAAUCAAAACAUACAUAGAUUACCUCCUAAAGAGAGGAGAAGAUGUUUGGCCAACACUUUCUGAAGCCAUUGAGGAUUCACAUGUCUCCAUAGUUGUGUUCUCAGAAAACUACGCUUCUUCUAAAUGGUGUUUGGAAGAGCUUGUUAAAAUACUUGAAUGCAGAAAAGUUCGCGGACAAGUUGUUAUACCUGUUUUCUAUAAAACAGAUCCGUCUCAUAUUAGAAAUCAGACUGGGAGUUAUGAGAAAGCAUUCGCUAAACAUGAGAGAGAUCUUGGAAUUAAUGAAAGUGAUGAUUCUAAACGUAAAGUGCUUAGUUGGAAAGCUGCUCUCACUGAAGCAGCCAAUAUUUCUGGAUGGGACUCCAAAACUCACAAGGAUGAAUCUAACCUCAUUGAGAAUGUUGUCAAUGAUGUAUUGCAAAAGCUACAACUGAGGUACCCUAAUGAACUAGAAGGUAUUGUUGGGAUUGAAAAAUUUUGUGGAGUGGUAGAAACAUUAAUGACAAGUAUUCAGAUGCUUGGAAUUUGGGGUAUGGGUGGAAUGGGAAAGACAACCAUUGCUAAAGUAUUGUUUGCCAAAUUCUUUGCCCAAUAUGACCAUGUAUGCUUUGCUAAUGCAAAAGAAUAUUCACUCAGCAAGCUUCUCUCUGAGCUACUCAAGGAAGAAAUUUCACCAUCUAUUGUUGUAGGAACUACAUUCCAUAUGAGGAGGCUGAGAAGUAAAAAGGUUUUCAUUAUACUUGAUAAUGUGGACAGUUUAGAUCAGUUUGAAUAUUUAUACAGGGUUUUCAUUAUAACAACGAGAGACAGACAAUUGCUCAAUGAAAGAGUUCAUAAGAUAUAUGAGGUCAAGCAAUGGGAAGAUAAAGAAUCACUAGAGCUUUUUAGCUUGGAAGCCUUCAAACAAAGCCAUCCCCGAAAGGGUUACGAGGAUCUUUCGCAAAGGGCAGUUGCUUAUGCAGGAGGCAUUCCACUUGCUCUCAAAGUUUUGGGUUCAAAUCUCCGAUCAAAAGGUACUGAUUUUUGGGAAAGUACUUUCAGAAAACUCAACAAGUUUCCAAAACAAGAAAUUCAAAAAGUUUUAAAAGUGAGCUAUGAUGGAUUAGAUCGACUAGAGAAGAAGAUAUUUCUAGACAUUGCAUUUUUUUUCAAAGGAGAAAAGAAAGAUCAUGUCAUAAGGAUACUGAAUGCUUGUGGGUUGGAGGCAAGUAGUGGAAUAGAAGUCCUAGAAGACAAGGCUUUGAUAACUAUUUCAAAUGGAAAUAGAAUACAAAUGCAUGACUUGCUAAAAAAAAUGGGUUCAGACAUAAUGCGUAAAGAAUGUGGCAUAAACCCUGCAACUCAUACACGAUUGAGCGGGAGUGAAGCGCUUGAAGUAAUUAAAGAAAACAAGGGGACUAGUUCAAUUGAAGGCAUAACACUGGAUUUGUCUCAAAAUAAUGAGUUGCCUUUAUGUUCCGACACAUUCACCAAGAUGAAAGCCUUAAGAAUUCUUAAACUCUAUAUCCCAUUGGGUCAGAGUUGUAGUAAUGCACACCUCAACCUUCCCAUGGUACUUGAGCCAUUUUCUAGUGAACUGAGGUACUUUGAGUGGAUUGGAUACCCUUUUGAGACACUUCCACAACCUUUUUGCGCCAAGUUGCUUGUUGAGAUUCGUAUGCCGCACAGUAAUGUUAAACAACUAUGGCAGGGGAUGCAGGACCUUGAUAAACUAGAGGUGAUUGAUCUAGGUGAAUGCAGACAUUUUGUUCAGCUUCCGGAUUUGUCUAAGGCAUCAAAACUUAAAUGGGUUAAUCUCUCCGGUUGUGUGAGUCUGGUGGAUCUUCAUUCAUCUGUUCUUUUGGCUGAAACACUUACUACUCUGAUACUUGACGGUUGUACAAAGCUUAGAAGUGUUAAAGGCCGGAAACAUUUAAAGUUUUUGGAAAAGAUCAGUAUCAUUGGCUGCACAAGUCUCGAGGAAUUUGCCGUCUCCUCGGAUUUAAUUGAAAACUUGGAUUUAAGCAGUACAGGAAUUCAAACACUUGACCUAUCUAUUGGGCUUCCUCACAAUCUUAAGUGGCUUAAUCUUGAGGGUUCAAGACUUGAGUAUCUUCCAAAGGAGUUACCUAGCCUAACAUCUAUUAGGGAGCUUAGGAUUUCUGGCAGUGGACUAAAAGUUAAGAAACAGCAGCUACAUGUCUUGUUUGAUGGCCUACGAUCUCUACAAAUACUACAUUUGAAGGAUUGUAAUAACUUGUUUGAACUCCCUGACAACAUCAGUGUCCUAUCAAAAUUACAGGAACUAAUUCUAAAUGGAAGCAACGUGAAAAGGUUGCCGGAAAGCAUCAGGAAUCUUCAAGGGCUAGAAAUUCUGUCAUUGGAGGAAUGCAGGGAGAUUCGGUACCUUCCAGAGCUCCCCUCUCUCAUCAAAUUGUUAAAUGCCAGUAACUGCACGUCCCUGGUUUCAGUUUCAGAUUUAAAAACUAUUGCAUCAAAGAUGAUGGGAAAUGCCAAAUACAUUUCAUUCAGGGACAGCCUGAAUUUGGAUGGGCGUUCACUCAAACAUAUAAUGGAAAGUCUCAAUUUAACAAUGAUGAGCGCUGCAUUUCAAAAUGUGUCUGUUAGAAGACUUCGUGUGGAUGUUCACAGCUACAACUAUACCAGUGUUGAUGCUUGUCUACCAGGAACAAGGGUCCCAAGGCCGUUCAAAUAUCAAACUUCCACCGAGUCCUCCAUUACCAUUGAACUUCCUAACCAAUGGAACUUACUGGGACUUCUUUACUCAGUGGUUCUUUCUCCAGCAGGUGGAAUGAAGAAGGGUGGGACUAUAAUAAAAUGUCGAUGCGAUUUGGGAGAAAAAGGUACAAAGGUUUCAAGGUUUAAUACUUAUGUCACGGAACUGAACUCGGAUCAUGUUUAUGUAUGGUACGAUCCAUUCCAUUGUGACAGCAUUCUCAAAUUUUAUGAACCAAAGCUUUGUUUUGAGUUUCGUGUUACUAAUGAUAUGGAGGAAGUUGAUGGUUCAAUCUGUAUUAAAGAGUGUGGAGUACGGCCUGUAUGUGCUGAUGAACUGCAGAGUGUUUUACAGCAAUUGGAUUUGGAUUCAGAAAAGAGAAAAGAGUUAAAGAAGGCUGUGCGAUUAGAAAAGAGUCCCACAAGCAUUAUACAAGAAUCAGAUUCAGAGAUGGUUGAACCAGAGACAAAUUCUAAUUGGGAAGAGAGCAGUGCUGGAAAAGGCCGACAACAUAAUACCUCAAAGCCUUCAAAAGGUUGGAGUCACUUCUAUUCUAUUGGCAAACUUCGGGUUUCAUCUUUUCUGAAAGUUUCAAAAUUACAAACCAAGUUCAGUGCUGCAAGUGGUAGCAAGAAGAAUGCCAAAAACUCUACAGAAGUCGUCAAAAGCAAAGGAAAUGAAGGAAGACAAUCUGAAGCUGAAGCUAAAUUUCAUCUACCGGUAACAUCAUCUGUUGAAGACAAUGCUUCUGAUAAUAAACCAGGUGAAAACAACUAUGAUUGGCAAGAUAAUUUUGAUGAGACCAAGAAUUCAGAAGAAAACUCAAAUAUAGCAGGACAAAUCACUGUUCCUGACACCAACGAUCUAAUAAGUGAACCAGGACAAAGAAAAGAAAAUGCACCAAUAAUGAAUCUUAGCGAACCUGUAGGUGGUCAAGAAGAUGGAUCAGAUGAUAACCCUUUUUCUGAACUUGAGAGCAUCCUAUUGGGAAGUCCAGAGUCCUCAACAAAAGCAACAUGUUCCACAAAUGACGAUGCUGUAAGAGAAGCUUUGCAUAACCUUGAAUGCCUAUUGGAAAAUUCACUUGAGUCCAUUGUCAGUGAUGUUGAGCUACAACGACAACUACUAAUGUCUUUGGAAUACAUAACACAAGCAUCUCAUGAAAAUGUUUCUCCUAAUGUUGUGAUGCUUGUACAAAAAAUGGCAUCCUCUUUUGAGAACCUUUUCAAGGGCUUUGGCAGGACAAGAAAAGUGGUUGAGGAUCACAUUAAUGCUUUGAAACAAAAAGAAAAGCUCAUGCAGCGAGUGAGAGAUGCUAAGAAACAAAAGGAAUCAAAACAGAAAGAAAAGAGUCAGUUGGAAAAUGAAGCCAAGCGUCUCAAGGAAGAGGUUGAAAAGGUGGAUGAAAAAAUUAGAAUUCUUGUUGAGCAAAAUAAAAGUAUUGAAUUGGAAAUAACCAAGUUGAAGGAGAACAUGGAAAGAUGUGAAGGUGAAAAGAAGAAAGUGAAAAAUGAGGCUAAGAAUAUGAUAACUGAAAGCAAAGAGCUUAUGUUGAGUAUUAAAAAUUCUAAAUCUACAUAUGUUGCUGCCUUGGCAAAGCAACAGAAGUUGAAAGACAAAUGGGAAGGUUUCAGAAUAGAUUUUGCAAACAACUAUGGAAGUAGCACUACUUGA